UAUAAACUUGGAUGUUUCCUAGCAGUGGGAAACCUCGCCGACCGUAAACGAUGCCAAAAGUAAAUGAAGAGGACAAAUGCACCAUCGCAUUAACAGAACAUUUGGCGGAUUUUCGUUCAUGUUGAGCGCGCUGUAACAUCUGCGAGACACCAGCGUAAAACUUACGGGCUUUGGGAUCAACAGAUCGGGAGCAUUGAAGCUGGACUCGGUGUGUUUGCGUUCAACUUGCAUGCGUGGAUAAAAUAUUCCCUGCAUAGACCAAUAAGACACACUUGUGCUUAACGAAAGAAGGCGAACAUUUCUUGUAAGAUGAACUGGUUGUUGUUUUUGCUUCUCUGUGCUGCCGGCGUGUUGUCGUCUGCCACCCAGAUGGCCACUAUCUACCCUCAGGACCCUGCCCUUCCCAUUGGUUCUAGCCUGACGGCAACAUGCUCUGUGAAUCUGGAUCACGGCAUGCAUGCGGGCUCACUCUACUGGACUCUGAACGGGAAACGUCUUCCCAGCAGCACAUACAGCAUUUUGAGCCCCACCGUGCUCAGCGUAACGCUGCCACGGCUUUCCGGGUCUCGCCAGCGCUCGGGAGACAACCUCAUGUGCCAUAACAGCGGGGGUCAUGUGCUGGCCGGCUCCUGUAUCUACGUUGGCAUGCCUCCUGAGAAGCCUGUGAACCUUACCUGCUGGUCCAGGAACACCAAAGACCUCACCUGUAAAUGGGCCCCUGGGGGCCAGGGGGAAACUUUCAUCAAAACCAAAUACACGCUCAAAUAUAAGCUCAGGUGGUACGGGCGAGAAAAAGAGUGUGAGGAAUACACCAUUGGUGAUCCAUACACAUGCUACAUCCCUCGCGACCUCGCCCUGUUCACACCUUAUGAGAUAUGGGUGGAGGCGUCCAACCAACUCGGAAAAGCCACCUCUGACAUCAUAUACCUGGAUAUCUUAGACGUGGUUACAACCGACCCACCAACAGACGUAACUCUGAGCCGAGUGGGUGACUUGGAGGACCAGCUGACUGUGCGCUGGGGGACUCCUCCUGCUUUAAGAGACUUCCUGUUUCAAGCCAAAUACCAGAUCAGAUACAGACUGGAGGAAAGCAGCGACUGGAAGGUGGUGGAUGACGUCGGGAAUCAGACCUCUUGCAGGUUGGCGGGGUUGAGGCCAGGCACAGUGUACUUCGUGCAGGUACGCUGUAACCCCGUUGGGAUCCUUGGGUCUAGGAAGGCUGGCAUUUGGAGCGAAUGGAGUCACCCAACGGCUGCCUCAACACCACACAGUGAGCGGCUGAUGACGGGGUCAUGUGACUCGAAGGCGGGGCAGCAGAACUCGACUCUGCGGCGGGACCUGAAGCAGUUCUUCGGAUGGGUGCGCAAACACGCUUACGGCUGCAGCGGUAUGAGUAUCAAACUUUACGACCAGUGGCGGGUCUGGCUGCAGAAAUCUCACAAAACCCGCAACCAGGUAGGUUCUUCAAGGAGAUAAAUCAUAGCACGUCGCUCCUGGCAGGCCGAACGUUUAACAACAACAGUACACUGUGGAAGAAUUCACAUUUUCCAGACUGCUGCUUGGCUCUGUGCAAGAAAGUUCAAGUUCAGAUGGACUCAAAAUGGAACCUUCAAACAACAAAGAGUAACAGGCGUUUGGGACUUGGGACACAGCUUAAAUUGUGCAGUUUUGUAAAAUGCCUCACAAUACAGGAAAACAAACUGUUCAACGUUUUUGAUAAUCGCCACUGAGGCCACGUGGAUUGUAUCUUCACAGCUGUUGUCAGAGGAAAGACGAGUCUUUUGAUAGCAGCGGGGAGCGAAUAAUUACAGGUUAUAAUUUGCACAUUUACACUGAGGAUGAUCAUGCACAAGCCAUGCUUAGCCAACGUGAUGCGUGCUCAAUACGUGGGCCCGUGCCAUUUUCUUUAUUUCUCUCAACUGCUAACUUUAGCCGACCUGUAUGUUCAAGAAAGGUUCCUUAUGGACAAAUGAAAAAUGUCUGAAUUUCACAUAGAAAGACAACUGGAAAAAUAGGAAGGUUCUUUAACACCAAGCUUGAUCAAAGGUCAGCAGUUUACAUUACAAAUCCCACAGGUAUACCUCACAGAACAUAUAUUGCCAAAUUUCAGUCUACGUAUAUUGCCUUGCAGUAAUCUGUACAUACCAUAUCAGUCGCUAAAACACAUGCUUAAGCAAGCAGUACCGAACAAAUCGAUACUUGGAACUACGAGUGGGACCUUUUUUAAAAGUUCUGCUGCGUUUUAAACAGUUUUUUAACACUACAUUCUGGAUCCACAAAGUUACCACAUUGAAACCGCCUCAGUAAUGGAAAGUUAUGGCCAACAAAUGUUCUCUAUUGUGAUUAUAUGUGUUGCAGUUGAAAUGUAAAACUGUAACCGUGUUUGUAGCAUUGAACUGUUUGGGAAAAAAUAUGUAUUGAGACAUUUUACUGCUUUUAUUUUUGUACUGAAUUGUAUCCACAUAUUUAAAUGUAAAGUUAUGUUUUGACUCUUAAGUUAUGUGUAGGUAGAUUAUAUUAUUAUUGACUGAAUUGUUAAACUGUUAUAUUGUUCAUAAAAUCCUUCUUUAAAGAAAGCUUAUGAAGAUGGUCCUUUAUAAGCAGAAAGUCUCGUAAACCCAGAAAACUACUUUCAGAAAACAAUAUGAAAAAAACGGAAAUGUGCAAAGAUCGCAAUUGCACAAAACACAAAAGUGUUUUGCCAGAUAGAGCAAAAGUAUGAUUCUCUACAGAGAAGAUGAUUAAUGUGUGUAUGAACAGUUGUCUGGUUAAAUUAGCGUUCUUGCUCUGGCCUCUUCCACGGUCAGUAUUUCACACUUUUCCCUGAGUGACACCCACAAAGAAAAUAAAAAUGCUUUAGGCUAUUGGGCUUAAAGACCUCCACAUUUUAGUCUUGUGAUUUCAGCAGUGUCUUGUGUGACUCCGAUCUGCCAAGUCAAAUAGUAAAA
This is a messenger RNA of Triplophysa dalaica, 2948 nucleotides long. RefSeq names its product cytokine receptor-like factor 1a (gene crlf1a). Gene Ontology annotation, cellular component: external side of plasma membrane. The record is from RefSeq and is a predicted model, not a curated record. Bases 310 to 1476 code for a protein of 388 amino acids. The transcript is spliced from 8 exons. Gene Ontology annotation, molecular function: cytokine receptor activity; protein binding. Lineage: Eukaryota; Metazoa; Chordata; Actinopteri; Cypriniformes; Nemacheilidae. Gene Ontology annotation, biological process: cytokine-mediated signaling pathway.